Molecule: messenger RNA, 4228 nt
Organism: Chelmon rostratus (copperband butterflyfish)
Lineage: Eukaryota; Metazoa; Chordata; Actinopteri; Chaetodontiformes; Chaetodontidae
Gene: epha3
Product: eph receptor A3
Exons: 17
Coding region: 25-3009 (994 amino acids)
Biological process (GO): protein phosphorylation; cell surface receptor protein tyrosine kinase signaling pathway; axon guidance
Cellular component (GO): neuron projection; plasma membrane
Molecular function (GO): protein binding; ATP binding; transmembrane-ephrin receptor activity
Source: RefSeq, a predicted model, not a curated record
GUUAUGCACCUCUGAUCCGCCGCCAUGGAUUGCAAUCCGCGAUCACUCCUUUUCAUUUUACCGCUUUUAUUGUCCUGCGUUAUUCCUGCGGUCCCCAUCAUCUACCCCCCCAAUGAAGUCAACCUGUUAGACUCUAAAGCAAGCCAAGGGGAGUUAGGAUGGAUUUCCUACCCAUCGCACGGGUGGGAGGAGAUCAGUGGGGUGGAUGAGCACUACACUCCCAUCAGGACCUUCCAGGUCUGCAACGUGAUGGAGUACAGCCAGAACAACUGGCUUCGCACCAACUGGAUCCCUCGCCAGUCGGCCCAGAAGAUCUACGUGGAGCUGAAGUUCACCCUGAGGGACUGCAACUCCAUCCCGCUGGUCUUGGGCACCUGCAAGGAGACCUUCAACCUCCUCUACCUGGAGACGGACGACGACCAGGGCAGCCACUUCCGAGAGCACCAGUUCUCAAAGAUCGACACCAUCGCCGCCGACGAGAGUUUCACCCAAAUGGACCUCGGAGAUCGCAUCCUCAAGCUCAACACAGAGGUGCGUGAGGUGGGUCCCAUGACCAAGAAGGGCUUCUACCUGGCGUUCCAGGACGUGGGCGCCUGCGUAGCUUUGGUGUCAGUGAGGGUUUACUUCAAGAAGUGCCCGUACACUGUGAGGAAUCUGGCCUCCUUCCCCGACACGGUGCCCAUGGACUCCCAGUCGCUGGUGGAGGUCAAAGGCUCAUGUGUCAAUCACUCCAAAGAGGAGGAGCCGCCGCGAAUGUACUGCAGCACGGAGGGGGAGUGGCUCGUGCCUAUUGGGAAGUGUCUAUGUAACCCGGGCUACGAGGAGAGGAGCAACACCUGCCAAAUGUGCAGGGCGGGCUUCUACAAGUCUACACUCGGAAACAUGGAGUGUUCCAAGUGUCCGCCGCACAGCUUCUCCCACCAUGAGGGGUCGCUGCACUGCGGCUGUGAGAAAAACUACUUCCGCGCUGAGGGAGACCCUGCCUCCAUGGCCUGUACCCGUCCUCCUUCAGCCCCCCGAAACGUGAUCUCCUCCAUCAACGAGACUUCGGUUAUCUUGGACUGGAGCUGGCCGGAGGACAGUGGCGGGCGCAGAGACAUGACCUUCACCGUCCUCUGCAAACGCUGCCGCGGCGUCGCCGCUAACGGCAGCAACAGUGGGACCCAGCGCUGCGAGCCCUGCCGCAGCAACGUCCGCUUUCUGCCGAGAGCCGCGGGCCUCCACAACACCACGGUGACGGUGGCCGACCUGCUGGCCCACACCAACUACACGUUCGAGAUCGAAGCGCAGAACGGGGUGUCGUCGCUGGCGCCCAAGAUGAGGCAGUACGCCGCCGUCACCAUCACCACCAACCAGGCCGCCCCCUCGCCGGUAACAGUGAUCAGAAAGGAGAAGACGUCUCGAAACAGCGUCUCCCUGUCCUGGCAGCAGCCAGAAAGACCCAACGGCAUCAUCCUCGACUAUGAGAUCAAAUACUACGAAAAGGAGGAGCAGGAGACCAGCUACACCAUCCUUCGUGCCCGGGGUUGCAACGUCACUCUGAAUGGCCUGAAGCCCAACACUGCCUACCUGCUGCAGAUCAGAGCUCGCACCGCUGCUGGGUAUGGAGCCAGCAGCCCCAGUUUCCAGUUCGAGACCAGCCCCGACUCAGCCUUCUCCAUCUCCAGUGAGAGCAGCCAGGUUGUUCUGAUCGCCAUUUCCUCCGCCGUGGCCAUCAUCCUGCUCACCGUGCUGCUCUACGUGCUGAUUGGCAGGUUUUGUUGCCGCAGCAAAUCCAAACAUCCUGAUGAGAAAAGACUGCACUUUGGCAAUGGCCACUUGCGUCUGCCGGGGAUCAGGACCUACGUGGACCCCCACACAUACGAGGACCCGAGCCAGGCUGUGCACGAGUUUGCCAAGGAGCUGGACGCCUCCUGCAUCGCCAUCGAUAAGGUGGUGGGAGCAGGUGAGUUUGGCGAGGUGUGCAGCGGCCGCCUGAAGCUGCCCAGCAAGAAGGAGAUCUGUGUGGCCAUCAAGACCCUUAAAGGAGGAUACACAGACAAACAGAGGCGGGACUUCCUCGCCGAGGCGUCAAUCAUGGGACAGUUUGACCACCCCAACAUCAUCAGGCUGGAGGGGGUGGUAACACGCAGUAAACCCGUCAUGAUUGUCACAGAAUACAUGGAGAACGGAUCCCUGGACAGUUUUUUGAGAAAACACGACGCCCAGUUUACAGGCAUCCAGUUGGUCGGCAUGCUGCGUGGCAUCGCCUCGGGAAUGAAGUAUCUGUCGGACAUGGGCUACGUUCACCGAGACCUGGCAGCUCGCAACAUCCUGGUCAACAGCAACCUGGUGUGUAAAGUGUCAGACUUCGGCCUGUCCCGAGUCCUGGAGGACGACCCGGAGGCGGCCUACACCACCAGGGGAGGUAAGAUCCCGAUCCGGUGGACGGCUCCAGAGGCUAUUGCCUACAGGAAGUUUACAUCAGCCAGUGAUGCUUGGAGUUAUGGCAUUGUGCUCUGGGAAGUGAUGUCAUAUGGGGAACGGCCAUACUGGGAGAUGUCCAAUCAGGAUGUAAUAAAGGCUGUAGAUGAGGGUUACCGCCUCCCCCCACCCAUGGACUGCCCUGCUACCCUCUACCAGCUGAUGCUGGACUGCUGGCAGAAGGAGAGGAACAACCGGCCUAAGUUUGAACAGAUCGUCAGCAUCCUGGAUAAACUCAUCCGCAACCCUGGCAGCCUCAAAAUCACAGCCAACACCACAUCCAGGCCGGCCAACUUGUUACUGGACAGGAGCAGUUCAGAGGUUCCCUCCAUGGGGACGGUGGGUGACUGGAUGGAUGGAAUGAGGACCUUGCCCUGCAAGGAGGCCUUCUCUGGGGUCAGCUACAGCUCCUGUGACACCCUGGCCAAAACCUCCACAGAGGAUCUGAAAAAGGUUGGAGUGACUAUCGUAGGACCACAGAAGAAGAUCGUGAGCAGCCUCAAAGCCCUAGAUUCCCACACCAAGAAUGGCCCAGUACCUGUUUAAAAAAUGAACCCAACAAAUAAAAACACCAGAGACCCGUCUGUCGGUGUGGUUGCCAAUCACAGUCUAACACGGUGGCUUCAUAUUUGAACUGGAAACGGAUGGAAAUGAAGGAAAAAUAUGAUAUGAUUCAAAUGAGGGCUUCCAUUGUUUCGUUGAAAGACGAUAAAUCAAGUCCUGACAGAGACACGGGAAGAGUUCAGUGCAGAUCUGCCAGCUAGUUAACUGGCGUGACUCUUCAGCCCUCCGUCCCUUCAUGCCCAAGUUGAGAUGCCUUACAGACAAAUAAGAGGGUAAAGAGAGCAGAGGUGAAGCCAAGGGAGCCAGGGUGACAAACUGGGACUGGACUGGGAUAGGGGGCAAAGACUGGACUAACAUAAAGCCGGAGCUCUACCAUAUUGGCUAAGCUGGAUCGCAUAGCCUUCCCUUCAAAGCUGAGAGGGGACGGGCACGCUCACAGUCUCUUCCCACCACGCCUGAAUGGCAGCCUGUGGAACGAGGCGGUGAAACGGCUGAGACGCCUCGUGUCGAGGAGCAUGUCAGACAGCAGCAGCUCACCCGGGUGUGGACCCUUCCUGGACUAACGAGGUCUGAGGCGUGAGAUUUUGUUGUAACUACCUACAUUUACUGUCUCUAUCCAUGAGCGAACUGAGCUGGUAUGGACGCACCUAGACGAUAACCGAGCCAUUUUACUCCGUAGCUCUAACCUAUAGCAUUUGCAUUCAGUAGACAUGUCACAUAAAAGCAAUAAUUAUGAUAAUCAGUUAGUCUCAUUGUAUGGAAGCCAUGAGUCUGUCACAUGUACGAUGUUUUGAACGCUGUGCUUUGGAGGUACAGGGGCCAUAACACACUUCACACACAGAAUUUUCUUUAUGGUGACAUCUAUGUUCUAUGUGCUUACGAACAGAUAUUGUACAGUUAUAGUGCUGUUCCCUCAACCCAAUGCCCUUUGUGUGAAAUCUCAGGAUGUAUACGUUAUUCGUUCCACUUUCUCUAACAAGGGGAGACAGAAAGAGAGAACGGAGCAGAGCCAGGAAUUGAGAUUGCAGGUUAAGAGAGAGACAGGAGCAAGAAAAGAGGAAACCGUAAGAGAGGAAAUGAUAUGAGGAAAAGGAGAACUUGAAUAGGAUGAAGUGGCGGCGUUAUGGCGUCUGCUUCAGACAUUCUUGCUGUGUUGCGGAAGUGUUUUAAACUAGAAGUGAGUUUGUACUUGAGGUUUUUU